CCCUGGAAUGAGUCGGUGUAUCCAAACUUUUGUAUCCAAAUCUAAUUAAGUGUCUCAAAAUAAAAAUAAAUGUCCCUUGACUGUUACCCUCCCAGCCACCAGGUGGCGACGUGCCUGUUUCAGGGCAAUGCUGCCGGUGUGACGUAUAAUCUAAUGGACGGGACGCUUCUUCAAACAACAAAAGCGAGUUAUUCACCUCGGUAUCUUACUAGCCAACAUAGACGAUACAAUUGCAGAUCUUUAAAUGCUUUCGUUGUAUAUUAGCCACUGUGUUUUAAACACACGUGUCGUAUCUCCUGGUUAGUUACCCAAUUUAAUAUUUACGUUGUUGUUAGCUAGCUAGCUGGAUAAAUUAGCAGUGCAAGUCUUGUCACUAAUGCUAACUAGCUAUCUAACUAACAUCCCAGACCAUGAGUUCACUGAGCUACUCUCCUCCUGUUAAAGAAGAGGAGGUCUGCUGGACGGAGAAAGAAACUCUGGGGCUGAACAUUGUCGUGAAAGAGGAGGAGGAAGAAGAGGAUGUCACAGUAAAACAAGAAACAGAGGUUGAGGCUGUUACAGUGAAAGAAGAAGAGAAAGACGUUAAAUUGACAGAAGAUGAAGACGCGUUCAGAGUGAAAGAGGAGGAGGAUGUUACAGUAAAAGAAGAAGAGGAAGAGAAAGAGGGGGAGAUGACUGCCACAGUGAAAGAAGAGGAAGACGUUUUUGGAAUGAAGGAAGUGGGGGAGAUUACUGUCACAUUAGAGGAGGAAGAAGAAGAGGAGACAGGAGAUCUGAUUAACAACAGAGAGAGACCAGUCUGUCACUCUGACAGCAGUAAGAGUCCUUCAGAGGAACCAGACCCAGAGACUCCCAAAUCAGUGAGACGACUCAACUGCUCCAAGUGUAAUAAGAGUUUCAAGUUGUCAUGGAACCUAAAAGAGCAUGAGAGAAAACACACAGGAGGAAAACCUUUCCACUGCUCCCAGUGUGGAAAGAGAUUUUCACGAUCACAGAACCUAAAAAAACAUAGUAGAAUACACACAGGAGAAAAGCCUUACCACUGUUCCCAUUGUGGAAAGAAUUUUAGGUUGUUGGAUAAGCUGAAGGAGCAUGAGAGGACGCACACAGGGGAGAAACCUUACCCUUGCUCCGUGUGUGGAAAGAGUUUUACCCAAUUAGCUUACCAAAAAGAGCAUGAAAGGAAACACACCGAAGAAAAGCCUUUCCAAUGUUCCCAGUGUGGAAAGAGAUUUUCCCGAUCACAGAACCUAAAAAUGCAUCAGAGGACACACACAAGGGAGAAAACGUAUCUCUGUUCCCAGUGUGGAAAGUGUUUUACUCAUUUAUGGAGCCUGAACAAACAUAAUAGAACGCACACAGGAGAAAAACCUUACCACUGUUCCCACUGUGGACAGAGUUUUAGGUUGUUAGGUAACCUAAAAGAGCAUGAAAGGAAACACACGGGAGAAAAGCCUUUCCAAUGUUCCCAUUGUGGGAAGAGAUUUACACGAUCACAGCAACUAAAAUCGCACGAAAGGACACACACGGGGGAGAAACCAUACCACUGCUCCCAGUGUGGAAAAAGUUUUACGCAGUUAGCGAGCCUGAACACUCAUAAGAGAAUACACACAGGAGAAACGCCUUACCCCUGUGCCCUAUGUGAAAAGAGAUUUUCACGACCACAGGAACUAAAAUCUCAUGAGAGGACACACACAGGGGAGAAACCAUACCACUGCUCCCAGUGUAAAAAGAGUUUUUCGCUGUUAGGGAGCCUGAACAAACAUAAUAGAAUACACACCGGAGAAAAGCCUUACCACUGUGCCCAUUGCGGAAAGACAUUUUCACGAUCACAGGACCUAAAAUCACAUGAGAGGACACACACAGGAGAAAAGCCUUACCCAUGUCCCCAUUGUGGAAAGAGAUUUUCACGAUCACAGGAACUAAAAUCACAUGAGAGGACACACACCGGGGAGAAACCUUAUCAUUGCUCCCUGUGUGGAAAGGAUUUUUCCCAUUUAGGGAGCCUGAACAAACAUAAGAAGACAAUGCACUCUUGAGUGAAGCCUUACCCAUGUUCCCAUUCCCAGGCUGUGUUCUGAUGAGUCACAGUGUUCUGAUGAGUCACAGUGUUCUGAUGAGUCACAGUGUUCUGAUGAGUCACAGUGUUCUGAUGAGUCACAGUGUUCUGAUGAGUC
This is a messenger RNA of Oncorhynchus keta (chum salmon), 2177 nucleotides long. Its product is annotated as zinc finger protein 883-like. Bases 411 to 2039 code for a protein of 542 amino acids. The record is from RefSeq and is a predicted model, not a curated record. The transcript is spliced from 2 exons. Gene Ontology annotation, molecular function: DNA-binding transcription repressor activity, RNA polymerase II-specific. NCBI's taxonomy places the organism in Eukaryota, Metazoa, Chordata, Actinopteri, Salmoniformes, Salmonidae. Gene Ontology annotation, biological process: negative regulation of transcription by RNA polymerase II.